AAAAAUCUGGAACGGAUAAAAUAAUUUGCUCGGCUUCCUCAGCUCCAAUGGCGGCGACGAUGAUCGGAAUUAACCUCUCCUGCUUCAAAUCAACAUCGUUCUUCUCACCGGACCUCAAUUCUCUCCAAUCAAAGCUCUCUCUCCUAUCUCUCAAACCCUCUCCAACACAGCCACGGAAAUCAACAGUCAUCCGUAUGGGCGGUGGUCCGAGAACUUUCCCCGGCGGUGUAUCAAAAUGGCAAUGGAAAAGGAUGCAAGCGAAGAAACAGAAACAGCUUCUCAAAGCAAGGUUAUGCAGAGAACGUCAGAUCUACGAGAUGCGAAAACGCGCCGAGCUAAAAGCGGCGGUGGCUGAGCUAGAACGACCAUGGGAACCGAUUCAUAAACCACCGAAUCUAUUCUCAGUUUGUGCUGAUGAGCAAGUUAAAGUACUCGCGGAUCGGUUUCAGAAACCUGGUGGAUUUGAUUUAUGGACUGAUAGAGAUGGUCCUCAAUUGUUUGAGAGUGUUGAUGAUUUGCCUUCUGCUAGGUUUUUUCCUAAAGGUGUUGUUCAUAGUGUUAAACCUUAUGGUAGAUUAUCAUCUAGCUCUGUUGUUGAUGAUGGUGAUGAGAGUGAGGUUAAAGAUGAAGAAAUUGGGAAGAAGUUACGUGGUCGUAGGGUGAGGAAGAGAGGUGAUGAUGGAGGUAAGAGGAGGACUGAAAAUCGUGGUAAUGGUGGGAGAUUGAGAAAUGGAGGGUCUUCUUCUUCUCAGGUGUAUGAUAUGACUUUGCAGAAUGAUGGGAGAUAUGAAAUUGGAUCUUAGGUAUGAGUUCUUCUUUGUUGUGUUUGGAUCAUUGAUGUCUCUGAACAUAAUGUGUAUGUAAUCUGGAAUAGUUUGAUUGUGAUUAUGCAAAGUUUUCAGUUUUAGGGAAGCAAGUCUCUGUGUUCAAGUAUAGGUUUUGGUUGAUGGAUUAUUGAUUGGUAUAAGCAUUGUCUAUAAACUGGUUAACCCACCAAAGUCCUUAAAGGCGUCAUGGAUUUAUUAGAGUAAGAAACACGUAAACCAUCAUUGGUGACAUCAAACUGCAUGUUAUCUUCCGAUGUCAAUACAUUUCCGGAUGAUGAAGCAGAAUAAGGCGAUGAUGAUAUACAUAAAUCCGAAUUCCUCUGUUCUGAAUCAUCUCUCCUCUGUUUUUUCUUAGUCCUACUUCCUUCACUUUCCUCUUCUUCUUCGCUCAAUGAGUUUAUGAUUUGUUUGACUUUGAUCAUGAGGGUUUGACGUUUCAGCCGAACGCAUUCACGGUUAUUGGAACGGUGAUCAUCAACAAUCUCCUCCACAGUUAAUCCCUUAUUUCUUGAUUCUGUAACAAGUUUCGUAAAUCCCCGAAUAGGAACGCUCCCGCUGCUACUUCCUCUUUUCCCCAUCUCAAAGUUUUUCAGAUUAGGGUUUCUCGGAAACAGGGGAAGGUGUGUUCUUAUUACAAAAUUGGGGAGGUGUAGCAGGCUAGCCGUGAGCAGCUGAAAUCCUAACUCUACUUGAAUGGCGCAGACAAAUUUAUGAAGCCUUAAUUGCUCACUCACUUGGGCCUUGGAUAUCAUAAUGGGCCUUUGAUUCAUAAUCAUCAUCUAAAGCACACUAUUUAUGGUUAUGGUUAUGG
This is a messenger RNA of Arabidopsis thaliana (thale cress), 1638 nucleotides long. Its product is annotated as copper ion transmembrane transporter. The record is from RefSeq and is marked reviewed. The transcript is spliced from 2 exons. The coding region runs from base 48 to 803 and encodes 251 amino acids. Lineage: Eukaryota; Viridiplantae; Streptophyta; Magnoliopsida; Brassicales; Brassicaceae.